Rhizophagus irregularis DAOM 181602=DAOM 197198 is the source of this 1380-nucleotide messenger RNA. NCBI's taxonomy places the organism in Eukaryota, Fungi, Glomeromycota, Glomeromycetes, Glomerales, Glomeraceae. The record is from RefSeq and is a predicted model, not a curated record.
AUGUCUAUCGAAUAUUGUCAAGAAGUUGCAAACGAUUAUGAAAAAGUUCUUGAAUCUGACGAAGAAUAUGAUGUUAUUAUAUAUGCUGGUGAAUAUGAAAAUGUAAAAGAAAUAUUUGCACAUUUAUUUGUUUUGCGUACGAGAACUGAAUAUUUUCGUAGAGAGUUUUCUAAGAAACGGACCGAAAUAAAGGAUGGAAAAUAUAUUUUUAGGAAACCAAAUAUAUCUCCUCAAAUAUUUAAAAUCAUUCUAAGAUUUAUUUAUUGCGGAAAAAUGGAUUUGACAAAAUUACGAGGUUCCGAAAUAUUAGAACUUUUGAUGGCAGUAGAUGAACUUAAAAUCCAAACUUUAAUCCAAUAUAUUCAAAAAUAUUUGAUCAAACAUCAAUACGAAUUUUUACAACAACUUUUUUCUACAGAAACUCUUGAAAUGUGUUAUCAACAUGAAUCUUUUAAAGAUUUAUUGAAUUUUUAUCUUGAAAUAAUUUCCAAAGAACCUGAAAUAUUAUUUAAUUCUAAUAAAUUUAUUAAUUUAAAAGCACCCUUAUUAGAAUUGCUUUUAAAGGAGCACUUUCUGUUAUUGGAUGAAAUUGUUAUAUGGGAUAGAUUGAUUAAGUGGAGUUUCGCCAAACAUCCAUCUAUUCAACAAGAUGUCAAGAAAUGGAAUAAAGAAGAAAUUACAACGAUGGAAAGAACUUUUCAUAAUUUUAUUCCUCUAAUUAAAUUUUAUAAUAUUCCCCCAGAUGAUUUUGUUUCUAAAGUAUGUCCUUACAAAGUACUAUUACCCGAAGAUUUGACUAAUGACAUAUUAAAUAUCGAUAAAAAAAUUUCUAAAUACCAAAAAUACGAUACGGUUAUCGUUAAACCUCGACAUUUUGCUAUUUUUUCUAGUUGGAUUGAAAGGAAAAAUGAUAAUUAUUACACUGUAAGAGAUAUUCCUUAUCAUUUUAAUUUGAUUUAUCGUGCUAGUAGGGAUGGUAACACAGCCGAAGCAUUUCAUAAUAAAUGUGAUAACAAAGGUCCCACUAUAGUUAUAGCAAAAGUUGCAGACUCAGAACAAUUAGUAGGAGGGUAUAAUCCACUUGAAUGGGAUUUAAGUGAUAAUUAUAAGUCUACAAAAAAUAGUUUUAUAUUCUCAUUUACGAAUAAAGCAAAAGUCGGUCAUAUUAAUCAUUUUGAACAUUCUGUCUAUUGUCAUCGAAAAUAUGGACCAACAUUUGGUCACGGGCAUGAUUUAUCUCACGCUGAUUGUACUACUUGGAGAAGUUAUGUAUCAUCUUAUCCUGAAGUUGAUAUCCCAAUUCCCAAUGCGAACGAUAUGUUAUAUAAUGAAUUUAAUGUAGAAGAUUAUGAAGUAUUUCAAGUCAUUAAAAAAAAAUAA